AUGCGAGAGCAGCUCGACAUGUUCGCACAGUCACACUCCAUGUAUAACCAAACGCUUGAAGAGUCACAGAAUUUUGAUGGGAGAAAUUCACUUGACACCAGAACCAACGAUAAGGGACUGGAAGGAGCGGCCCCUGACACAACGCCACCAGAAACACUGGCACGGUCGAAAACUCUGGAGACAGAGGACCAGGCGUCUGGAGAAACAGCACGCUCAGAAACUGACCACGUUAAUCAUAACACACGGCGCGACGGCACAGACGACGCACGCAUCUCAACAGUGGAAGCUGGCAAAAACGAUGAGCGCAGAAAGCGCAGUGGAGGAACAGGAGGAACAGUGCACAGAAAGGUCUUUCGAAAAGCUGCUCAGUGCUUACAACGUGCGUUAGAUGCCGACGGGGUCUUAUUUGCAGAUGGUCUUGUUGGCUUCCAUGGGGAAGUCCAACCCACGGCAGAACCAGAGCUCGAGCUUGUCAGGGAAUUCGCACAACCGCCUUGGGGAGAAAAGGACGUAUGCGAAGGCAAACCACAAUCGAACACUCGAACCUUCACAAGCUCAGAAUAUCUGAAAGGCGUUCACAUUGAUCGGCCGACAGAAGUAUUUGGAAGUGCCGACCGUUCCGAUCAGCUGAACCCCUCGCCCACAUCAAAGCUUUCUGCUGGGCUACCUGGCAUCGACGAUGGCUUCCUUGGGCGACUAAUGGAUAGCCAUCCUGCAGGUGCUAUAUGGUAUCUUACCGAUACGUACAUCCUGCAAGUGAGAGAAGAAACACUAUUUGAGGUGGAUCUUCAAGAAGAGUUGGCACGGUUACGUGUCACGUUUCCGAAUGCUAAGCAGCUGAUGUACGUACCGCUCAUCGAUCCCACAUCUGCAAAACGCCUUUGUGCGUGUUUUGCGUGGCGAAACCAAACGAGCCCAACGUUCACAAGCGCAGCCGACCUUAGUUCUCUUCAAGUGUUUUUGCAUGUGGUGGAAUCAGAGAUUGGAAGAUACGACACAGCAGCUGCCUCAAAACAGAAAGAGAUUUUCGUCUCUUCUGUUAGCCAUGAACUCAGAACUCCUCUUCAUGGUAUUCUCGGCGCUGUACAGCUUUUGGAUGAAUCUGGAUUAGAUCCUUUGCAGAAGUCACUUGCCAGCAUUAUCACUUCCUGUGGCUCUACACUCCAUGAAACACUUACAAGUGUUCUAUCGUACGCAAAGAUCAACCAGUUUGAACGACGCCAGAAUGAAAAUCGUCACCGCCGUACCUCAGACCCUCAGUGGGCGCUCACCGAAAAACAAGGACUUGCCUCUGGUCCGGAUCGAGAUUUCAAAGGCCUGUAUACCCGUACGAAUGUCGCGAUUCUAUGUGAGGAAACAGUCGGCGUUGCGGAAUCUGGAAGAUCCUUUCAGAACUCUGCCGACGAAGAAGUCAUUGUCGUUUGCAACAUCAGCUACGAAGAGAACUGGUCUUAUUUCACAGAGUCCGGCGCACUGCGGCGAAUCGCAGUCAAUCUCAUUGGAAAUGCUUUGAAAUACACGAAGAAAGGCUCGGUGAUUGUCUCUCUUACUGCGUCAAGAUUGGUCAAAGACCCCCUCAGAGCGAGCAACGAGCUCACCUAUGGACGAACGCUCACUCUGAGUGUCAAGGAUACUGGGAGGGGUAUGUCCAAGGACUUUCUGCAAAAUCACCUGUUCAUUCCUUUUACCCAAGAGGACUCAACAUCCUCGAAUGGUGUGGGAUUGGGCAUGUCAAUUGUAAAAAGUCUGGUAACUCUUCUCAGUGGUGAAAUACAGGUUCGAAGUGAUGUCGGCUCAGGAACUGAGAUUGAAGUUCGUUUACCAAUGAGAAUGUGCGAUUCAAAAGACGAGAACGAGUCGUCGGCGACAUUCAUAUUUGAGCAGAACAUAAAGGUAUUGCGUACUCGACGCCUUUCUAUUAUCAUGUUUGGCUUUCCAGAGUUUGUUCGCGAAUCUCUCAAGGCCUACCUCUGCGAAUGGUACAAUUGCGUCUUGCUGGACCAUUCAGAGAACGCAAAGCCCGACAUUGUGCUAGUUGACGAGGGAAAUGAAGAGGUAUUAGACGAGAUCAAGAGGACCGCCCAUGUGUACGGUCUGCAAGCCGUACUCCUGAGCGCUGUUCUCGUCAUUAGCAGGAUGGGCAAGCGCAUGGAUACCAUACGUGGAUACAAGAAGUGGGAAAGAAUACCACGCCCAAUCGGACCCAGGAAUGUGGGUAAAGGGCUUCUAGGGUGUCUACCCAAGCUCGAUGAGUUGAGGAAAUACGGAAACGACGCCAAAUCGGACACUUUAGACAGCCAAUCGAAAUUCGACGAGCGAACUGGAGAAUUAUCGUCUGACAGUACGAAAAACGUCCCGAAUGAGCUUCCCAUGUGGGCUCUGAAGAGACUCCAAGUGUCACAACAUGCUAGGACUGAAGCGUUGAAAGCGGAGCGACCAACCUCACACAAAUUCGCGAACCGAGAUCAAGAGCCUGUUAGACCCGAUCAACUGUCCAAUCCGGACUCUGCCAAGUCAAACCUCGUACCGAAUACCGGACUCCGGAUUCUUCUUGUAGACGAUAACGAACUGAAUCUCAAGCUACUGGGGGUAUUUUUCAAGAGGAAUGGUUAUCACAAUACCCAGAAAGCGAGAGAUGGGUUGGAAGCAGUUCACGCGGUGAAAGAACGCCAAGAGGGUUUCGAUGUUGUCUUCAUGGACUUGUCGAUGCCUAUCAUGGAUGGCUUCGAAGCUACCCGGACUAUCCGAAAGCUGGAAGCCGAGCAGAUCCCUCCCGCGGCUACGAAAGCCGUUUUCAUAGUAGCUUUGACAGGGCUGGCGAGCGCAAACGACGAGAAAAAAGCUUUCGACGCCGGUGUUGACAUGUACCUCACCAAGCCUGUACAGUUCUCCAGGUUGUCGGUAUUGCUGCGUGAGUACACCGACAGGACGUCGGAGACAUCUAAGCUAGCGGAAGAGAGCCAAUCCUAA
Molecule: messenger RNA, 2970 nt
Organism: Ascochyta rabiei
Lineage: Eukaryota; Fungi; Ascomycota; Dothideomycetes; Pleosporales; Didymellaceae
Exons: 3
Coding region: 1-2970 (989 amino acids)
Biological process (GO): phosphorelay signal transduction system; phosphorylation
Molecular function (GO): phosphorelay sensor kinase activity
Source: RefSeq, a predicted model, not a curated record